AUGUCACUCCCGCCUCAGCAGUUCUCUGCGUUGCCCUUCUAGAUAGAGCUGGAGAAAAGCCACUAUUCAGAUCAUGAAAUCCGCAAGCAGGAGGAGGAGGAGCGGCUGAGGAGGAGGAAGGAAAGCACGUACGAUGAUGACGAAGCGCCCGGCAAAACGGUCAUCAUGGCUCAGGACCUGGAAGACAAGUGGGAACAGAAGUUACUGCGAUUUGAAGCCGCCCCGCGGAUAACAGAUGCUGAUAAAAACAAUGAUCGAACAUCAUUGAACAGGAGGCUGGACAGUAACCUGAUGCUUCUGGUGAAACAGAAGCCUGGAGAGACAAUGCGAAGCACAGCUGAGAGAGCCAUGGCUACGUUUUUGGGAGAUCACAUUCAAGCCAAAAUCCUGGGGAAUGCACCAUAUGGGAUUUACAAGUAUAAAUUCCCCAGGGCCAUCAGGACUGAGGAUAACGUGGGAGCCAAAGUAUUCUUCUUCAAAGCCUUCCUCCAAAGCAGUGAUUUGUCCCAGGCAGAGCUGAAGGAAGACUACCUGUGGGUCACAAAGGAUGAGCUGGGAGAUUACUUGAAGUCGGAAUACCUGAAAAAAGUCAGUCAGUUCCUUCUGGACUUGUAAGCGAUAGGCUGUGCUCCAGCAGAUGAGGAAGAUGUGGGAUGUGGCUCCAGGGAUGAACACAGCUGCUGCUUUGCAUGGUCUGUGCAUAUGGGAUGUUAACUCGGGCUCUGGAGGAUAAUUUGCCUUUGCCUUAUUUCCCAGUUUUCAGCAGGCCUGUAUUAAAUAAAUAUUAAAACUUAU
This is a messenger RNA of Opisthocomus hoazin, 795 nucleotides long. The record is from RefSeq and is a predicted model, not a curated record. NCBI's taxonomy places the organism in Eukaryota, Metazoa, Chordata, Aves, Opisthocomiformes, Opisthocomidae.